AUGUCGUAUAACGACGGCAUGGACAUGCCCUUCGGGGCCUCUGUCACAUCUCCUGCCUUGGAGCAGGCCAAGCUUCUGCUCAGGCAGUCGGAGAGAACCUUCUCCCAGACCCAACAUGAGCUGAGCAAGGUCAUGUCCGUCCGCUCGCAAACGCCAAUGUCCCAGGCGGAGAGCAUCAACACCGACAGAGAAAUCCAGGGGCUGCAGGCUCGCCUGCAAGCUCAGGAGAAAGAGGUGCGCGAUCUGAAGGAAUUGGUCGAGAGGCAAAGGGUCACAAUCGCCCAACAAAGCAAGGCCAUUGAGCAGCCAAAACAGACAUUCUCGACACCAAGCCGCAGAGAAGGGUCCCUCCAACCAGGAAGUUUUCAUGGCCCAAAGCCCAACUACCCACCGGUGCCCGGACCUCUUAUUGGACCGGGAUCAGGGCCUGCGCAGCAGUCUUCAAACCAAACACCAGCAGGGCUUGCCUAUCAGCCACCCACCGGUCCUCGAAAUGUCUCCCAUCAUGGCCAGAGUCAGCAGCAAUGGAGCACUCCGGGAUACCAGACCAAUACCAUUUUACAGCCUCCUCCUUCACAACCCCACUUCCACCAACGCACCACCGUUACGGCCCUUGGAUCUCCUGAACCAAGACCCCAGAGUGCUGCAACUGGCUUUCAGCCUAUCAGUAAACAUUCCAGCCACAGCAGCUUGUCAAACCCAUCAUCUGAUCCGAGACGACCGAUAGGAAUGCACAUUAACAAACACACACCAUCACCUCAGCAGUCUCGAGCACAUCCACCUCCAGCACCAUUUCCACACCCACCGAAUCCUCACAUGCAAAACCCUCCAAUGCAGAGUCCUUACAUGCAGAAUACCCAUAUGCAGAGCCCUCAGAGCAGUUCUAUGGCUAUGGUACCCGUUCCUCCUGGUGCCGGCAUUGAGCAUUUCAAAAGUGCAUUUGAGAAGGUUGUCAACAUGUCUCAACAGUAUGCAUUUUCACAUGUCAACAUCCCAAGUACGGCCAAAGACAACCAGAUGCCUCAGGCAAUCAAGGACCGGCUUCUCAAAGCUGCAUCUAUGACAACGGCCUUUCAGUUUAUGUCAUCUCCGUACACCAGAUUCUUUCUCGUCACCAAAAUCAUUAUUCAGUGGCUCAUCAAGAAUGUUCUCAAGCAUGACAGCUUCAGAGGCCUGGAUCCCGAAGUCGACAAUGCCAUUGAUGGUCUGCGAUCGUCCAUUUACCAAUCCACUCCAGCACAGGUCAAGUUUCAAAUCCUGAACAACAUUGGUCAGCAAAUGAUGAGGCUCAGACAACGUCCAGACUUUGCAGAACACUGUGGUACGCUUGCCCACCAACGCGGCAAUGAUAUCUGGGCCAUUAUCAGACCGAUGAUGCAUCAAAAGACUUCACGAGAUUGGGACGACUUGUUGCUACUCAUGAUUGAAGCACACAAUGCUGCAGCGUUGAUGUUCUCUGGCUCAGAAGAAUAUCGGUUUGAGAUGCCCUUGGCUGGCACACCUUUCGAUCUCAGGACAAUGGUGUGCAAGGAUACUUUCCAAAACAUCAAACCGCAUGGGCAGCUUGUGGCAGAGCGAGCACAGGUCCGACUGAGCAUCUCACCCCUUGUCGUUGUGAGAAAGACUAGCCCCGGUGGACUUUUUAGCUCGGCAACUGUGGUUCCAGCAUCAGUCUUGUUGAAGGUCGGCAAUUGA
Molecule: messenger RNA, 1695 nt
Organism: Exophiala aquamarina CBS 119918
Lineage: Eukaryota; Fungi; Ascomycota; Eurotiomycetes; Chaetothyriales; Herpotrichiellaceae
Exons: 1
Coding region: 1-1695 (564 amino acids)
Source: RefSeq, a predicted model, not a curated record